UCGACGAUUUGAUUGGUGGGACGUCUCUGAGGUCAAAGUUUUACUUCCGUGUCACGCAGCUAACAUGGCGGAUAAAGAAAAGAAGAAGAAGGAGAGCAUCUUCGACUUGUCCAAAUACAUCGACAAGCCGAUUCGUGUGAAGUUUCAAGGAGGACGAGAGGCCAGCGGUGUCCUGAAAGGUUUUGAUCCUCUGUUAAACCUGGUGCUGGACGGUACAAUCGAGUACAUGCGAGAUCCAGAUGACCAGCUGAAGCUGACAGAAGACACCAGGCAGCUGGGGCUGGUGGUGUGCAGAGGAACCUCCGUAGUGCUCAUCUGUCCUCAGGACGGCAUGGAGGCUAUACCAAACCCGUUCAUACAGCAGCAGGACGGCUAACACACCCUGUCGCACACACACACAUACACACACACACACAAUUACCGUGCACACAGCUGAAUAUUUUGUGGGGUUUUUUUUUGUUUGUUUUAAUUUUUAAAGAACAUUAUGUAAAACAAAUUCAAUUUAUGUUGUUAAAAUUCAUAAUAAGGACACUUGAAAGCACUUCACUUUUGUUUCUGUCUGUGAUGUGCAAGUUUGCAAUGAUUUGAGUUAUUGUGCCCAAAAAGUUUGGGACGUGUAAACAGGACCGUUUUCUUUUUAUCCAGAAUAAGUCAACUUUUUACUAUUCUUUGUUGUUUUUGAUAAGAAAAUAAAAUGAAAACCUAUGUUGA
Acanthopagrus latus (yellowfin seabream) is the source of this 711-nucleotide messenger RNA. It is a transcript of the gene lsm7, whose product is annotated as LSM7 homolog, U6 small nuclear RNA and mRNA degradation associated. Gene Ontology annotation, cellular component: spliceosomal tri-snRNP complex; U6 snRNP; catalytic step 2 spliceosome. Gene Ontology annotation, molecular function: RNA binding. Bases 65 to 376 code for a protein of 103 amino acids. The record is from RefSeq and is a predicted model, not a curated record. The transcript has 4 exons. Lineage: Eukaryota; Metazoa; Chordata; Actinopteri; Spariformes; Sparidae. Gene Ontology annotation, biological process: mRNA splicing, via spliceosome; nuclear-transcribed mRNA catabolic process.